CUCGUGGCUCGCGCUCAGGCUCGGCCUUGGGCUGUCUGCAGUCUCAGUGAGGGCGGCUGAAGUGGCAGGAUUAAGAUGAGGCUUUUGCUACUGCUCCUAGUGGCGGCGUUGGCCGUGGUCCGGAGCGAUGCGUCGGCCAACCUGGGUGGCGUGCCUAGCAAGCGAUUAAAGAUGCAGUACGCCACGGGGCCGCUGCUCAAGUUCCAGAUUUGUGUUUCCUGAGGUUAUAGGCGGGUGUUUGAGGAGUACAUGCGAGUUAUUAGGCAGCGGUACCCAGACAUCCGCAUUGAAGGAGAGAAUUACCUCCCUCAACCAAUAUAUAGACACAUAGCAUCUUUCCUGUCAGUCUUCAAACUAGUAUUAAUAGGCUUAAUAAUUGUUGGCAAGGAUCCUUUUGCUUUCUUUGGCAUGCAAGCUCCUAGCAUCUGGCAGUGGGGCCAAGAAAACAAGGUCUAUGCAUGUAUGAUGGUUUUCUUCUUGAGCAACAUGAUUGAGAACCAGUGUAUGUCAACAGGUGCAUUUGAGAUAACUUUGAAUGAUGUACCUGUGUGGUCUAAGCUGGAAUCUGGUCACCUUCCAUCCAUGCAACAGCUUGUUCAAAUUCUUGACAAUGAAAUGAAGCUCAAUGUGCAUAUGGAUUCAAUCCCACAUCAUCGAUCAUAGCCCCACCUAUCAGCACUGAAAACUCUUUUACAUUAAGGGAUUUUUACAAGAGCAGCGUGACUGACAUUAUGAAGGCCUGUACUGAAGACAGCAAGCUGUUAGUACAGACCAGAUGCUUUCUUGGCAGGCUCGUUGUACCUCUUGGAAAACCUCAGUGCAAGACAGUUUUUCAGUGCUGGCACAUUUUGGAAUUCUGCACAUUCAUGGAGUGCAAUAAUACUGUAUAGUUUUUUUUCCUUCCCCAAAUCUACUCAGUUAAUAGUUUUUAAAAAACGUGGACAUUACUACUUGUACUUUUUUUCCCCUUAGUCAUAUUUGAAAAAGUAGAAAGAUGAGUUAGUUUGAUUUUUUUUCAAAGAUUUCUGUUAAAUCUGUUGUGAUUUUAUAUGACUUUUCCUUUUUAUAGUUUAAAAUUGAUCUUUUGGGAAUACAGUUAAAGUUCUCAAGUACUUUAUCAGACAUCUGUAAUUUGGUCAUGUCCAAUUUGUAUAGUUUUCAAAAUACUGCAGAUUGUGAAUAGUGCAUUAUACAGGAAUAUGGGGGGAAAUCCUAUACACAGAGUACUCUACCAAUUUGUGUGUGUGUGUGUGUGCGCGCGUGUACGCAUGAGUGAUUACCAGAGAACGACUAAAAGACCAACUGCUUUUUAAAUCCUGUUAUAGUUCAAGUGUCUUGCCUUGACCAAUCUAAUGAGUUGAUUAACUGGGCCUUUAUACUUAUCAAUAAAAAACUAAGCAGAUAUAAGUUAAAUAAAAACUUUGAAUUUAUUGCCCAGCGUACCUGUUAACAUUAUAAUAUUUAACAGUCGUCUGCUUAAAUUUUUGUUUUUGACUUACAGAUAACUUCAUAAGGGACACACUUGAGAUUCACACAUAAAUUAUAGAUCAUUUACCAUUGUUAGGAUAAUUGAAAUUUGCCUCACUAAAGAAAGUUUAGUUGAAUCUCUUUUCAACAUUAAUAUUAGCUGAGUGGAGAUCACUUGUCUAAUGAUUUAACUUGCCUAACAUAUAUCAGAAUUUUAUUAUAUUUGAGGAACAAACUUGAAAUUUUUUUUAUUCAGUGAAUUUAAUAUCUUUCCAGAGUUCUAAAAAGACUGUAAGAGUAUUUCGCAGAAAUAGGAACAUAAUGUGGAAAAAUAGUCACAUAGCAAGUCAUAAUAUACUUCAGCUUCCAUGCAGGAAUAGAAGUGGUAGGUCUAGAUUUGUUAGUGGAAGUAAAGGGAUUUAUGGAAAAAUUAUGAGGUAAUUCAAUAUUGGAUAUGCCACUUAGUACAACCUAGUACAAACAUAUACUUUGUCACUGAGUAUUUGUUGAAUGAAUGGCUGGUAGUGAUCAUGAUUAUGACAGCCUCAGAUGGACAUACUGUAAUCUCUAGCUGACAAGAAGUUAGUUCUGCAGAAAAUUGAUUAAAUGGCUUAUCCUUUUAAUUAAGGCUACAGAACUGUAACCUAAGUUUAUAUAGUGGCAAGAGUCAGUACUAUUUAAGCUGCGAAGUUACGGGUUAUUAUUAUUCAGGUGUAAUAACAUUUUAUCUUUGACUAGGGCUUAAAACCGUGAUUUGUACCAGCUCAAACUUCCUAUCUUCUACAAAUUGAACACACUGCUGAAUGUGUCUAUGGACUUUCUUCAGCUGAUAGAUAUUCCACUAGUAACACAGCUAAUCUUUUGGCAUUUAGACUUUUCAAACCCAAGCCUUGGAUGUUCCCAUGUAUCUGACAGGUCAACCAUGAAGAACCUAAGAUCCAGUUCUAACAUUUUCCACAUUUGCCUUGGAUGAAUAAAUUAUCUUUUAGAGAAUAGCUUUAGGUGGCUUAGAUACUGAUUAAACUCAGCUAUUUUGUUGACACCCAUAUCUCAAUAUUGUUUUAUCUUUGGCCAUGUUUAAAUCUAGGAUUUUAUGGGGUCUCUGAAAAAAUUAGUAGGAAGCAUGAAUAUAAAAAAAAAUUUAAGGAAAAAGGGAAAGUUAAAAUGAAACUAUUUAGAAUGUAGUUUUAUAAUAUUCCCAACAUUUCAGAAUUUAUUAGUUGCCUGCAAAUUUGUCUUAGCUGUGCAGUGUAAAAAUGUCUAUGUACUAUAUUAAUUAGAAGACCAUAGAACAUGACAGCGGGUUGGCUAAUGUUAUUGGAGUUUUUACCACAAUUGUUAUUGUGGAAGAAAUUAUUUGUUAGAUUAAUAAAAUGUUAGCAAAACAUGGCUUUAUACCUCAAGAUCUGCAAGACAAAUAUGUUUCAGAAUAUAAAUGCAUUUUUUGGCACUGACAUUAACAACAGCAGUUGAUCAUCCUUUAACACUAUGAAAAUAUAACAAGAUCCCAGUGAUGAUUCUUUCUUACUUUGAAUGUUUUUAGUUUGGGACUUUGUUGGCAUUUUAUCAUUGUCGUAAUAUUAAAUAAUUUAGUUUUUUUAAAAAGCCUUAAAGUUUUUUUAAGCAUGAUAUGAUAUUUAAUAUGAAAGCCUUUUUUUUUUAAAAUCUUUUGAGAGAAAAUGUGAGGGAUUAUAAAGUUUGGGGGCUUACCUCUAGCAUUGUGAAAAUAAACUUUUAAGCUGAUUCUGAAAGGAAUCCCUCCAUUGUGGAAUUAAAUCAGUGCUAGAGCACUUUAUAUGAUAACUGUAUUUGGAAAAUUUUACAUUGUAAAAAUUGAUGUCAUCAAAUAAUGUUUAUUUUUAAUGGCUUCUGAAACCAACUAGUGCUAACCCAAAGUCUGGCACUCAAGUCUUACCACUCUCGUGGACCUUAAACUACUUCUCGAGUUUUAUGGUCCCUUUGUGCUUCAGUGUUGCUGCACUGUCAACAGCUCUGUGAUGGAUUCUGUGCUGGGGUGGAACAGAAUGAAGCAGUUUACAUUUUUGUCCAUCUUUACCCCACCGUCUACAAUUCCUGAGAAUGUCAUACUAACAUAUCCAGAUCUGGAGAGAAAAAAAAAUGAGGGCAUUGACUGGUAUAGACAAUUGACUGAUAUAGACAAUUUAACAAUCUCAGGAAGAACAAAGUUCAGAUAUUUUUUUAAAAAUCCAGCUGAGCCUUUUUCUUCACAGUCCAUGUCUCCUUUUCCCUAGGUCACAGAAAAACAAAUAGAAAUAGACUUAGCCUUGAACUGUAUCCUGAAGAAAAAUACAAACUGGUCUCAGCUACAGUAGGAUGAAUGUUGUCACUCACUCUCAAGGCUUAUAGAAUGUCUUCCGUUGCCUAGGUUAAGCAUGAGCAAAAUGAAAAGAAACAACAUGAUAACUAAACAUACUAAAGCAAUGGUUAUAAAACUUUAGUGUCCCUAAAAAUCAUUGAGACAAAUCUCUGGAUCCCAUCCUUAGAGAUUGAUUCAGUUGGUCUGAAAUGGGUCUCAAUAAUUUGCAUUUCAGCCAAGCCUUCAGAUAAGGCCGGUGUUGUCCGUCUGUGGUCCACAUUGAGGAGCACUGUACCACAGAGCAGAAUGCAAAGCUUAUGACUUAACCUGGAAUAAAAUGUAGCUCAUGGGACAGAAGAAUAUUUUACACAUUUGCUUCAUGUUUACAGUGACUUAUUAAGAACAAGAAUUCGGUAAAAUGGGAACUCAGAGAAACAGAAUGAGGUGAGAAGGAAAUUAUGUUUCUAAGGAAAUAAAUUGACAUAAUUGUCCCAAUUUAAUGAUGCGAUGUAUUUGUUAUCUGUUGGUGAUUUAGUAUGUUAACCUUUGGAUGGAUAUUUUAAAGGAAAAUGUUAAGUCUUCAGUAUACGAUAACUGGUUUGAGUUGUUAGAUUUUCUCGGUAAAGCAGGCAACAUGCCUGCAUUAUACUUAUAUUUUCUAGUGACAACUGAUCCUGAUAUUUACAUAAAACCUAUUUAAAUUUUUAUAGUUCUAAGUAGAGAAAAGGAAUACUUUUAGUUUUAGUAGUAAUCAUAAUAGAACUCUUCAAGGGAAACCCAAUCAAAACUUAAUGAAGGCCCCCUAAAAGUAAAGGAUUUACUGGCUCAUGUAACUGAAAAACCCAAUGUAGAGUUGCCCUCCGGUAUUUAAAUGUAAUUAUCAGAACUCUUCAUCUGUAUUGGCCUCAUGUCUCCAUGAGCCUGCACCACAACUGGGGAGAAGAUGAUGUGGGGCUAGGGAAGAUGGGAGAGGAAUGAGCAUGGGUAAAAAAACCCAAAAAUGUACUCUGGUGCAACUUGGGUUACAUUCUUAUCUUUGGAUUCUGUUUCUCACUUGAUAUCCACUCUAAUGAUUUUGUCAUCUUUUACUCUUCCUUUCCUCUAUGUCACUCACCACUCAGCGUCCUUCUUAUCCAGGAUCAUUAUGGGUUAAGACGAGUUUAUGGCUUUGUGUCUAUAAGCUGCUCAGAUCAAGGGCUUAGCUAUUUGGGAAUUAUCUGGAAUGGUGGGAGCUAGCAUUGGGUUGUUUGGCUUGGUUAAUAAGGAAAAGCGUUAGAACCUGGCCAGCAGGUUGCUACCAACACUCCCUUAGGCCACUUGGCUAUACACAUUUAGUUUGUGUACUGGCAACUCUUACCAAGAGAAAACAAUUACUGCUCCUUUGUUUAUUGUUACUCUUGAGUUGCUAAGAGCAGAUCUGUUUCCAGGGAGGUGUUCCAAUGAUAUUUUCCCCUAAACAUUUUUUAAAAUUUUAUUCGAAAAUGCUGCUGGAUUUCUUAUUUUAAUAGCCCAGAAAAUCAAGAGAUGAGACAUUAUUUUUAAGGUGUUAAAAUAUAGAUUUUUAAAAAUACUCCUGCCUGCUAUUGGAGCGCAGUCCAUUUUUCCACCAGGAAGGACAGUGGUGUUGAGGAGAAUAUAACUACCAUGCUUUCUAGUGCUUCGAGGAAACUUCAGGUGCAUAGCCUCUUGCCCAGAGACUGUGAUUUUGUAUUGGCGUUAUCAUGUAUCCCUGGGGGUUGCAGCUUUCUAUAAGUUUACUGUGGCUGAACCAAGAAAGGCAUAUGCAGAUUUCUACAGAAAUUCUGAUUCCAUGAACUAUUUUGAGGAGAUGAAGGCUGGUAUCUUUAAGAAUGCAAAGUGAUUUUGGAAUGUAAAGAAUUUCUUUGGGUUGCAUUCCAUGGAAGUUUGCCACUGACCUGUGUUACUGAACUAUGAAACAUGAAUAUUUGGACUGUAGAAUAGUCUCUCUUAAUCAAUAAAAAGUUAAAUACUGUGGACAUAAAAAAAUAUAUAUGUAUACAUAUAUGUAUAUAUGUAUAACCUGUUUAAAUACAUUAUGCAUAUCAUGUAUAUAAUGUAUUUAAACAGUAGGUUACUUAAAAAUGUGAUUCUGCCAGUAGAAUUCUAUAAUAUACAGAAACAUGGUAAUUUGGUGUUGUGAAAGAUGUUAAUAUCUACUAAAGACCGAGGCGGCGGGGAGGAAGGAAGAGAAUGUCUUGCUCUGAUUCUACAGUGCCAAAAAACCCAAAUCUACACCUUUGGUGGGCUUUGGGGAAGAGGAGUAAAAGCAAACGACUUUGUCAGAAAUUACUCCAGAUAUGAAGAGACAAUUACAAAGCAAACAGAAAUUUAAUCAAUUUUGUUUCAUAACUGUUUGUUGACUCUUACUUUUGCUAAUAUGGACUGGAAUUUUUCAAAUAAGCUAAACUGAAAAAGAAAAAGUUUGUGAAUUCAGGGAACACGAGGAGAGAAGGAAAGUUUACAUGACAAAUUCUUUUCCUUACAUUUCAAGGUACUAAUUGACAGCCUAUUUCUUUUCCCAAAAGUAGAUUUACAAAUUGCAGUUUUCCUGGCCACUUAUCCUUACUGUUUCCAUGGUGAGAAUUGCAAGGCAUAUAGAGAGUACCAGUCACAUAUCCCAGGCAAGGCAGUUACUUGUAACAUCCGUAAGGUGGUUUAAAAAUACCAUGCCUGCCUCUGAGCUGGAGUUUGAAUCAUACAUGGUCUCUUAAAGUUCUUGGGUUUGAACUCAGUGAAUGAAGAUGCUCCAUUCCACUAAACUAGGACUUCUCAACAUUUCUGUUGAAGAACAGGUCUGCCUGGGACUGUGGCAUGAUGUGACCCAUUGUAAAACACAACUUUGUCAACAUCUCAUUUUAAAAUUCAUGCAAAAAUUCAUUUUACUCCAAAUUGUUCAUGUGGGUUUUAACAAAAAAUUUUAUUCUUAGUAACUCUAAAUCUUCCAGAAAAAUUUACAUUCCAGGAAGUUGUGUUUCUCCUGAGGCUGUGUGUAACUCCUGCUGUAUUAUAUCUUAUUCCUCUUGGGGUGGGGUGUGUAUAUGUGUGUGUGUGUCUGUGUACAUACCAUCUUAGGAAACAAAGUGCAUUAUAGAGUCAUUUCUUUUAAACUUAUGUAAACUUUCUAUAUAAUCCACAGUAAAACACAGUAACUGAAGAGGCUGUGUUCCAGGAAAUUUGUGUCCAGAAGAUACAUUUGGAAAAAUAAUAUGAGAGGCAUAACUAUGAGUUUUAAAAUGUUAUAUAAAGUUACCAUAUCAAAAAUCUAGUUAAAUACUGUACACAGUAAUGACAAACGCUGAAAAUAAAAGCCUUUGAAAGUUU
Molecule: messenger RNA, 7126 nt
Organism: Pteropus alecto (black flying fox)
Lineage: Eukaryota; Metazoa; Chordata; Mammalia; Chiroptera; Pteropodidae
Gene: SELENOT
Product: selenoprotein T
Exons: 6
Biological process (GO): cell redox homeostasis
Cellular component (GO): endoplasmic reticulum membrane
Molecular function (GO): thioredoxin-disulfide reductase (NADPH) activity
Source: RefSeq, a predicted model, not a curated record